Ipomoea triloba (trilobed morning glory) is the source of this 1493-nucleotide messenger RNA. Its product is annotated as WAT1-related protein At1g09380-like. The transcript is spliced from 7 exons. Gene Ontology annotation, cellular component: plasma membrane. Bases 142 to 1284 code for a protein of 380 amino acids. The record is from RefSeq and is a predicted model, not a curated record. Gene Ontology annotation, molecular function: transmembrane transporter activity. Lineage: Eukaryota; Viridiplantae; Streptophyta; Magnoliopsida; Solanales; Convolvulaceae.
GCUAGCUAUAUAUUUAAGUAUCUCCUUACUUCUUUACCCAUCCUAGUCUUCUUUCUCCAUCUCUCGAUCUCUAGCUAGCAAGUAGCAAGGCAUAGCUAUUGAUAACUAUUGGAGAAAGAAGCAAAGGAUCGGAAAGAAGAAAUGGGUGCAGAUUUGUUGGCUCUUAUGAUGAUGAUAUUUGUGCAAUUUGGAUAUGCGGUGAUGAACAUCAUAUCCAAGGUGGCCAUGGAUUCCGGCAUGAACCCUUUCGUCCACGUCGCUUAUCGUCAACUUUUCGCCUCCAUUGCCAUUGCUCCGAUUGCAUAUUUCUACGAGAGGAGGAUACGGCCACAGAUGACACUCUCUAUCCUUUUCAAUAUAUUCCUUUGUUCCAUAUUUGGGAUUAGCCUCAAUCAGAUCACAUACUUUGUAGGGCUCAAGAAUUCCACACCAACCAUUGCAUGUGCAUUAACCAACUUAAUUCCAGCAGUCACUUACCUCAUGGCAGUCCCUUUCGGGAUUGAAAAGUUAAUGAUACGGAGUGCGGCCGGGAAAGCGAAGGUGGUGGGAACCAUACUGUGUGUGGGUGGUGCUAUGUUACUGUCGUUCUACCACGGCCAUAAUAUUGGCAUAGGCGAAUCUAGCAUUCACUGGAAAUAUGCAGACCAUCUCUCAUCCCAAAACAAAAUUAAUAAUAAUAAUGGCUCUACCAACACUCAACCCAACUUCAUCCUCGGACCUUUCCUCAUCAUCGUUAGCGCCGUUUCUUGGGCAAUUUGGUCAAUUAUCCAGACAAGAGUGAGUGAGAAGUACCCAGCUCCAUACUCAAGCACGGCCUUAAUGUGUUUGAUGUCUAGCAUUCAGUGUGUUGUUUUCGCUGUUUGCUUUGACCACAAACCAAGUGAUUGGUCUUUGAGGCAAGGGAUCAGGGCUACCUCUACGGUUUAUGCGGGAAUUAUGGGCACUGCAAUAGCAUAUUGCCUAAUGUCAUGGUGCAUAGAUAAAAAAGGACCUUUAUAUGUUUCUGUUUUCAACCCUUUGCUGCUUGUGAUUGUAGCUGUUCUCAGUUGGGGUUUACUUCGAGACAAAAUAUAUGUUGGCACGAUUGUUGGGUCAGUGUUGAUUGUUGUGGGACUAUAUGGAGUUCUAUGGGGAAAGCAGCAAGAGCUACGACAAGUUAUUGGGGUUGUGGAUGUGGAUGAAGAAGAGGCAAUAGAUGAGGUGAAAACCAAAGAAGAUAACUUGGAAGAAUUGGAGUUAUCUGGCCAUUCAAUCAUCACCGUUGAUCAAUUCCCCAAGAAGUGAUGAAGAUCAGCAGUAAAAAUAAUUUAAAGAAAAUAAUAAUAAUUAGUUUUCGUUGCAUAGUAGUAAAGAAAUUGUCAUCCUUUGUGAUUUUGUCCCAAACAAACUUAAACUAGUAAGUGGCAUGUCAAGAUGUGUGUGCGUGUAUUUUAAUUUGUUUCAUAUUGGACCAAACGUUAUGAAUUUUCUUUGAUAAUUUUAUUUGUUUCAAA